This is a messenger RNA of Moneuplotes crassus, 1129 nucleotides long. Lineage: Eukaryota; Ciliophora; Spirotrichea; Euplotida; Euplotidae. The record is from the annotation of a GenBank genome assembly.
UUUAAAUCGUUAAAAAUGAAUAGUAGAAGCAAUAAUCAAACUGAUGAGAGCAAGGAAAACUAUGUAGAUGGCAGAAACGUUAAGACUAUAAGGUCCUUAAGAAAGAGCUCAGCCAAGAAAGGUACCCAGAGUUCAAAAAGUAUCAGAGAGUCUAAUGCUAGUCAGAAAGAUAGCAGGAAAGAUUUUAAAAUUACUAAAAAGAAGCAGGCAAAUAAUUCACGGAUGAUGGACUCAACUAGUGAAGCUCUAAACACGUCAGGGAUGAAGAAUACUGCUGUCCCUGUAUUGAGCAAGGCUGCUAUUAAGCAUGAAAAGAAAUCUGCAUCUCAUGUGCAGAAUGCAGGGAAGAGGAUCCCAAACAAAAAGCACACAGUGAUCAAGACCAAUACAGGUCAUUUCAGAGAUAACUCAAGAGGUGACUCUAAGCCAGUUCCAUUGGAUAGCACAAAUGCAGAGCCUGUUAGUACUUUGAUCUCUGCUACUUUGAACAAUAAGAAUAAUCUGAACAAUACCUACAUCACUGAAAAUACAAAUGUAGGAUAUAGCAAAAUAGGCACUAGUAAUGGUUCGAGAGGAGAAAGUAAGCAAACAGCUAAUAGAGAGAAAUCUGGAGCUGGAAAGAGACUUCCUCCAGGAGUGAGGCUUUAUAAUCAAUCUAAGAACCCCAAGGGAAAGAUUCAAGGUAAAAAGAAAAAUGAUGCUCCUCCUAAACCUGUGCUUACUAAAAACGUUGAAGAGAUGCUAAUCCAGUCAAACAGAGAGAAAUGUGAGGAAAUUAUUAAAACCAGUAAUGAAAUUCAUGAGACCUUGAACGGAGCAGGUAUUGACAAGAGUGCAAUAAUAGAGGCUUUAUUCUCUGAUGCUCUAUUCAACCACAUCCUUGCCAAUCUUCUCUUCCAUGCGAAAAUUCUUGGUAAGAGUAAACUAGAGAACUUUCUUCAUUCUCGUAUCAAAAGGUUCAUCAAGGAGUACCAGACAGAGAGCCAAAUAAGGGAGAAUUUAGAUAACAUCCACUCAAGAAUUGCUGAUAGAAUCCAGAAGCUUAAAGAUGUUAGAAAGAAGUACAUGGAAGAUAUGGACAAGUAAACCAAAGGCCAUAAGUAUUCCAAAAAUAGUGACAAAUUCAAUA